Messenger RNA from Manis javanica (Malayan pangolin), 707 nucleotides. RefSeq names its product transmembrane 4 L six family member 5 (gene TM4SF5). Gene Ontology annotation, cellular component: membrane. Lineage: Eukaryota; Metazoa; Chordata; Mammalia; Pholidota; Manidae. The record is from RefSeq and is a predicted model, not a curated record.
UCACUUUCACUCACUGCCCAGCCUUCGCCAUGUGCACUGGGAAGUGUGCCCAUUUUGUGGGGCUCUCCCUCAUUCCCCUCUCCCUGAUCUGCAUCAUGGCUAACGCCCUCCUGCUGGUGCCUAAUGGGAAGACCACCUGGACCAAUGUGGAGCAGCUCAGCUUGCAUGCCUGGCUCAUGGCUGGCUUCAUCGGUGGGGGCCUGAUGGUACUGUGUCCGGGAAUUGCAGCCCUUCGGGCAGGGGGCAAAGGCUGCUGCGGCGCAGGCUGCUGUGGAAAUCGCUGCCGGAUGCUGCGCUCGGUCUUCUCCUCGGCGUUCGGCGUGCUUGGGGCCCUCUACUGCCUCUCGGUAUCAGGAUCUGGGCUCCGAACUGGACCCAGAUGUUUAAUAAACACUGGCUGGACUUACCCCUUCAAAGAAACUGCAGGCUCUUACUUGCUCAACCGAACUGAGUGGAGUUUGUGCGUGGAGCCGCCGGGUGUGGUCUGCUGGAACGUGACGCUCUUCUCGCUACUGGUAGCCGCUUCUUGUCUGGAGCUCGUGCUUUGCGGGGUGCAGCUGGUGAACGCGACAAUUGGUGUCUUCUGCGGCGAUUGCAGGAAGAAGGAGGGCGCCGUUCACUGAGGCUCCACUGACCGCACUGCCCGCGCCUGGACACCGUCCUGACCCGCCCCCGCUCCCGCCCGGGAAUAAACUGUUUUGAGGUCU